This is a messenger RNA of Globicephala melas (long-finned pilot whale), 3159 nucleotides long. RefSeq names its product smoothelin like 2 (gene SMTNL2). Gene Ontology annotation, molecular function: protein binding. NCBI's taxonomy places the organism in Eukaryota, Metazoa, Chordata, Mammalia, Artiodactyla, Delphinidae. Gene Ontology annotation, biological process: actin cytoskeleton organization. Gene Ontology annotation, cellular component: filamentous actin; microtubule organizing center. The record is from RefSeq and is a predicted model, not a curated record.
UAUGGAGAGGGGCUGGACUGGAGGUGGAGGAGGGGAAGUCAUCAGUAUGGGUGUGUGUGGGGGGGUGACACCACCCAGAAAGGGUCUGCGGCUGAAAGGGGGACAGGCCCAGCUCAGAGCCCCGGGGACCACAGUUAAGGGAUGAAUGAAAGCACAAUCACUCAGGAAGGUCACCGGGGAGGAGAAGCGGAGGAGGCAGGAGGGGAGGCAGGAGGGAUGGUCCUCAGGGGCUCCUGCCAGAGGGCCAUCAGGGUGGUUCUGGAGAGCUCCGAGGAGCCAUUCCAGGGGAUUGGAGCCUCUGGGCAACCUGGGAACAGGAGGCACUGCCCAGACUUGGCUGGAUUGGACUGUUGCCUCCAAGGGGUGCUGGGAGUAGAGCCAGGGCCCUGGGUUCCAGUCCUGUCUUUGCAUCCCUUGCUGUGUGACCUGGGGCCUGUCCCUGGCCCUCCUGGGGCCUCAGUUUCCCCACUUAGGUCCCUGGCUUCAUGGUUUAGGCUUGCCUGGGAUUUGAUUUCAGGAGGUGAGUGGCAGGGGACACAGGAAGGCUCGUCCCGAAUCCUGCCCCCAGCCCAGCACCAGAGCAGAUCAAGGGACCAGCAGACAGUGGACGGGUCAGAACCAGGGGAGGGGGAGCUGGAAGGGCAGGUGCCAGAGACCCCAGGACUUGGCAGGAGGUCGUCCUUGCUAGCCUGCUGACAUCGGGGCUGGUGAAUGUGGAGGGAGGUCAGCUGGGUCCAUCAGCCCUUACCUCCCCCCCGCCGCCCCGGUCUGGUACUGGGCAGGAGCUGAGCCGGGGGAGGGUGAGAGGAGGGGCCUUGAGGGGGCAGCAGAGAGGAUCCCCUGGGGCCUGGGAUGAGCAUCAGCCUCUGAGCUGAACUGGCAGGGAGCCAGCCCUUGGGUGGCGCUGGUCUUCAGUGCCCCCCUCCCCGCCCCAGAAUCGGCGCCUCCUCCCUCCCUUCUCCUCUCCCUGACCCCCUGCCCCUCUUCCUCCCACUCCUGGUUCAUCUCUCCUCUCCUAGGCUCAUCUCCAGUUACUGACUCAGUGGUCUUACUGCCGAGGGAGAGGGGCCAAGGGAGAUGGUUUGCUUCUUGUACUGUCUGCCCAGAACCCACCGUGAGCCCCAUCAGGAGAGGGGCCAAGGGAGAUGGUUUGCUUCUUGUACUGUCUGCCCAGAACCCACCGUGAGCCCCAUCUCUGCCCUUGACAGAGUUCCUACUGCAGCCGCAGAUGGAGCCCUGCCCAGCCCCCGAGCAGCCCUACCCAGAUGUUGUCACAGUGGAUCAGGAGAUAACCCAGCUGAGGUCUUAUAACAGGUGCAAGAAAUUCCAGGCAAAGAUCCCACAGAGCAUGGAUCACCAUGACGAGGCCGGAGAGUCGGAGAUGAGAAGGACCUCAGACUCGUGCAUCGUCGAGAACGGGCACCAGCCUGGGGCAGGUCCAGGUGAUGGACCCCCUGAGACCACCCAAACUGUCCCGGCACCAGAACCCCCCAAGCCUCGCCCUGCGAGCCUCUCCUUGCGGCUGCCUCACCAGCCAGUCACGGCUAUCACGCGAGUCUCCGAGAGGUUCUCUGGGGAGACGUCAGCCGCAGCUCUCUCGCCCACGUCUGCCGCCGUCCUGGGGGGCCUCAGCCCCAGCGAGGCCACCACACCCUGGACUCCCAGUCCCACUGAGAAGAAUUCUUCUCUCCCACGGUCUUUAUCCAGCUCUGGCUACGGGGCAGUGACGGCCAGCAGGAACAACGGCAGCCCACCUCUGGUGACGCCACCCGAGUCUCUCCCAUCCCCGCAGCCGCCAGCCACGACCCAGGCCCAUCGGCAGGGGGAGCGUCGCCGGGAGCUGGUGAGGUCGCAGACGCUGCCCCGCACCUCGGGGGCGCAGGCCCGGAAGGCGUUGUUUGAGAAAUGGGAGCAGGAUACAGCUGGCAAGGGGAAGGGCGAGACCCGGGCGAAGCUGAAGCGCUCGCAGAGCUUCGGCGUGGCCAGCGCCAGCAGCAUCAAGCAGAUCCUGCUCGAGUGGUGCCGCAACAAGACGCUCGGCUACCAGCACGUGGACCUGCAGAACUUCUCCUCCAGCUGGAGCGACGGGAUGGCCUUCUGCGCCCUGGUGCACUCCUUCUUCCCCGAUGCCUUCGACUACAAUGCCCUGAGCCCCGCGCAGCGGCGGCAGAACUUCGAGCUGGCCUUCACCAUGGCCGAGAAUCUGGCCAACUGUGAGCGCCUCAUUGAGGUGGAGGAUAUGAUGGUGAUGGGCCGCAAGCCAGACCCCAUGUGCGUCUUCACUUACGUCCAGUCUCUGUACAACCACCUGCGUCGCUUUGAGUGAAGCCCCUCGGGGCUGGAGAGCCAAGCCCCGAAGGAGUCGGUGGGGCCGCCUGUGUCCCGGAGUCAGGAUGCCCCCCCGAGCAGAGUUGCAUUCUGGUGUGAGAGAGCUGUUUGUUCUGUGCCUCGUAACCGCGCUCCCCAACCUGCCCGGCUGCGUUCCUGAUGGGAAAGUACCGCUGAGCUGCGUGCACUGACUGCACUGAUCACAGCCAGGGGCUCCAAGGAAAAGGAAGUAUUCCCAGAGAGAGAGAAAUUGGUGCUAAAUAAUUACCUUCCUUAAAAAUAAUAAUAAUAAUAAUGCUUGUCUGUAGAUUCUGGAAGCCUGAAUCAGUGUUCCCUCUGCUGAACUGGAUCCAUUGGCUUUACAGGGUUGCAUUGACUACCAAGUGUUUUUUAAUCCAAACACCCAGAGUUUUCUACUUCCUCACACUAUUGUAGGUUCCUUUCCUCCCGCGCUCUGGGCCACUGCCAGGAAAUAUAGAGACGCUUAAUCAGCAGCUUGACAAAGAAGACUGAAGUCUUGGGAAGAAACUGUUUAAUCACUCCCAGGUCCUGGGCAGCAGCUGACCUGCAAGUCACCUCGGCUCUCUGGGGAAAUGGGAGGGCUCUCGCCGGGUCCCAAAGUGGUCCUGUCCUUCCCAGGAGGGCUCCGCACGUGUUUGGCUGAGAAUAGGCCCUCGGGAAGUUAACACUUUUAGGGAAGGACGGGCGUUUGGUGCUGCGAGGUGGUUUUUAGUCACAGCUUCUUUUAAGGGAUUCGCUGCAGAUAUUUAUAAAAAGUAACUCCAUCUGUACCACUGACCGUUUGUACAUAAAAAGAUGUGUCGCACUUCA